Osmerus eperlanus (European smelt) is the source of this 2549-nucleotide messenger RNA. It is a transcript of the gene mcm8, whose product is annotated as minichromosome maintenance 8 homologous recombination repair factor. Lineage: Eukaryota; Metazoa; Chordata; Actinopteri; Osmeriformes; Osmeridae. Gene Ontology annotation, cellular component: nucleus; MCM complex. The transcript has 18 exons. Gene Ontology annotation, biological process: double-strand break repair via homologous recombination. The annotation marks the transcript as partial. The record is from RefSeq and is a predicted model, not a curated record. Gene Ontology annotation, molecular function: single-stranded DNA binding; ATP binding; single-stranded DNA helicase activity.
UGGAGGGGGGGCAGAGGAGGAGGAGGAUGGAGGGGAAGACCAUGGAGAGGAGGAGGAGGAGGAGGAGGAGGAGGAAAUGCUCGUCCCUUCAGUGCUCAAAGAGGCCCAUCCCAAGCUGUAGGUAUCUCCCAGACUGUGUCUCCAUACCAAGGCUGGGCCCUCUACUUCAAAGAAGGGUAUGUGGCCAGUUCACCCUUUGUGGAGAGGGUCAAGGUGUUUGAGCAGUACUUCACCUCUCAGAUGCACCUCUAUGAUAAGGAUGAAAUUGAGAGACAGGGCAGUGUGUUGGUGGACUUCAAGGAUCUGGUACAGAACCAGCAGGUGUGUGCUGCCCUGCCGGACCUGACCAAUCAGCUGAGAGAACAACCUGAGACCACCCUCAACUGUCUAGGACUGGCUAUUCACCAGGUUCUGACGGCUGAUUUGGAGAGACAUGCUGCAGAGCUGCAGGGGGAGGGGCUUCCCAGAGGAGCCACGCCCAUCAUUAACAUACCCCACAUCAGUGCCAGGCUGUAUAACUACGAGCCCCUCACCCCGUUGAGGACUCUGCGUGCCAGUGUGUUUGGGAGGUUGGUGUCUAUCCGCGGCACCGUGGUCCGAGUCAGCAACAUCAGGCCCCUCUGCACACGCCUGGCCUUCACCUGCAACGGCUGCACGCACACGCACGCUCUCCCGCUGCCUCACGGCAAGUUCACCACGCCCACCAAGUGCGUCCAGCCAGAUUGUAGGAGUCGCUCAUUCACCCCUAACAGGAGUUCUCCCCUCACCCAGACAGUGGACUGGCAGACUAUCAAGGUGCAGGAGCUGAUUGGAGGAGAGCAGCGGGAGGCGGGCCGUAUCCCCAGGACGGUGGAGUGCGAGCUAGCCCAGGAUCUGUGUGACAGCUGUGUCCCCGGAGACACCGUCACCAUCACUGGCACUGUCCGUGUCAGCAACGAUGAGGGCAGCAGCAGAGGCAGUAAGGACAAGUGCAUGUUCCUGCUCUACAUUGAGGCCAACUCCGUCAGUAACAGCAAGGGCCAGAGGGAGGCGGGGCCAGGAGUCCAGGGGGCGGAGUUCUCUCUGAAGGAGCUCUAUGCUAUCCAGGAGAUCCAGAGCCAGCCUGACCUGCUGAGGCUCAUAGUACACUCUCUCUGUCCUGCCAUCUACGGACACCUGCUGGUGAAGGCAGGGCUGGCGCUGGCUCUGUUUGGAGGCUGUCAGAAGCAUGUGGAUGAUAAGAACAGGAUUCCUGUGAGAGGUGACCCUCACAUACUGGUGGUGGGGGACCCUGGUCUGGGCAAGAGUCAGAUGCUGCAGGCGGUGUGUAACGCGGCCCCCAGAGGGAUCUACGUGUGUGGGAACAGCACCAGCACCUCAGGGCUGACUGUCACCCUGUCCAGGGAGGCUGGCUCUGGGGACUACGCUCUGGAGGCUGGUGCCUUGGUGCUGGGGGACCAAGGCCUGUGCUGCAUCGAUGAGUUUGACAAGCUGGGGCAGCAGCAGCAGGCUCUGCUGGAGGCCAUGGAGCAGCAGAGUGUGAGCCUGGCCAAGGCUGGUCUGGUGUGCUGCCUGCCGGCCCGCACCUCCAUCCUCGCUGCUGCCAACCCUGCUGGAGGACACUACAACCAGGCCAGGACUGUGGCCGAGAACCUCCGGAUGGGCAGUGCUCUGCUGUCUAGAUUUGACCUGGUCUUCCUGCUGCUCGACAUUCCAGACGAGUCACAUGACCGGCGCCUGUCGGAGCAUGUCAUGGCAACACGGGUGGGGCGGGGCGGGGCCGCAGGCGCCAUGGUAACCAGGGGAAAGGGCAGCCAACAGAGCUGUCUGCUGGAGCCAUCAGACACACCCCUUUCUGACCGCUUAGAGGUUCCCCCGGGGGAGUGUGUAGACCCCAUCCCAGCCUCUCUGUUGAGGAAGUACGUGUCAUACGCCCGCCUCUACGUCCAUCCCUCCCUCUCCGUCGAGGCUGCUAAAACACUGCAGGCCUUCUACCUCACACUGCGCUCCCACACACACUCCUCCGACUCCACCCCCAUCACCACACGCCAGCUGGAGUCCCUCAUCCGCCUCACUGAGGCACGUGCCAGGCUGGAGCUGAGAGAGACUGCUACCAGGAGCGAUGCUGAAGAUGUGGUGGAGAUCAUGAAACACAGUCUGGCAGACACCUAUGCGGAUGGUGCCGGGGGUCUGGACCUGGAGCGUUCUCAGCUGGGGGCAGGGAUGAGUCAGCGGGGGAAGGUGAAGCGAUUCGUCACUGCGCUGCAGACACACGCCCAGCGCUGCUCUCAGACCCUGUACGACCUCCAGCAGCUACGCAGCAUGGCCAGGGACCUGCACAUAGAGGUGGUGGAUUUCGAAGGCUUCAUAUGUGCUCUGAAUGAACAGGGCUACCUGCUCAAGAAAGGACCCAAGCUGUAUCAACUGCAGACCAUCUGACAUACACACACACACAAACACUCAGACGCCAUGGGUAUUUUUUAUACAUGGUUUGUAAAUAUGUAUGUAUGUUUUUGUGUAUGUAGGUCUUCCUACCUAAAGUAAUGUGUACUUGUUCAUUAAAGUUUGUC